AUGGCACUCAACGCCGACGUUACCGCCAUCCUUCGAGGUAAAUCAGAUGUUAACGCACAAAUGUUAGUUUUCCUUGCAAUUGCUGUGAAAAGUAAGUUGUGUUACACUAUACAUAUAUUGCUAAACGUUGGUCGUUUCGAUCAAAGUCGAUGGAAUCGAUAUGAAAUUCUGUUUUCCCUCGUGACAGAUAUGGUGCAGUUUUUGGAAUGUCUGCGCGACGUGAAACUUCCACUCGCGUUGGAGAGCAUCCGAGACAAUCUGUUGGUACGUUCGAAGGAUUCGCUGACGAUGUUCAUGAUAGAGAGAAUCGGGAGGUCUGCAUCCCCGGAGCCAUAUUUAAACAUGAAUGCAGCCGGAUCGAAAGGUUUGUUGGCGGCAACAGUGAAAACGGAAACCGAGCUUCAAGAAUACGUGGGAGCAGACGAACAACAACAACAACAACAACAACAAGAUUAUUACGAGACCUUCCAGGGAAUUGAAUCGGCGAAUAACGUUACGCCUCCGAUUCACGAGACGAUAGAUAACAUCGAAAGUAAAGAAGAAACUGAAAAUACACCGAUAGACAUUUACGCGAAUUUCUCGGCGGCGGAGACGAAAAGUAAAUGUCAAAUGUGUGGCCCACUUUACAGGAAAGACAGACACAAAUUGUUCGUUUUCGAGCAGUACCGAGGCUGCUGGGUCGGUAAGUUGAAUUCGAACGUCAAUGCGAGUGUAAACGUAACGUGCAAACUAAACGUAACAAUUUCUCUGUGCAAAUGCAACAUAGGUUUGGUUGGAUUGCAUCUAUUGAUUUAUGGAAACAAUCGUGACAGUCGCCCGUGCAUGAUACUGCCGAUUCACGGUUACAUGGCCCGAGCUGCACCAAACGCGGUAUCUCGGGAUCAGCGUCGAAGCGAGUCUGCCUUUGAGAUUUUUCGCCCUGGUAGCAGAACCUUCCAGUUUUUCGCGAAAACUCGGCAAGACAUGGAGCAAUGGGUGACGAAAAUCUGCGAAUUGGGCGACGAGAAGAACGACGGUAAAGAGAAAGACACAACGAGAGAGAUGGACGUGAAUAUGGUCGCAAACAACGGCACUAUUAAGCAGCCAAAUGACCAAGAAGAUCCUAAAAAAGAACGAUAUCAGGAUGUAUCGCCAAGCGCCGACAUCGAGCUUUCCGAUAAAUCUGCAAACGAUCCAAUCGUUGCUAACGAAGAGUCUCACGAGUCGAGCAACGUUUCUGUUCCUACUUCUUCUCAGUCACAUUCUCCGACUCCUCCUCCGUUGCCAGCUCGGAUACCUCAAAGGUUACUAAUCCCCUCUGUUAAACACUCGUCUCAGGAACUUCCCGACGAAGAAGAGGACGACAUUUACCACAAGAUCGAAGACUUUAGGGACACGAUACGAUACGGGAACGUCGGCGAGACGUCUCAAAUUAAGAUGAACGACGAACAAAAAUCGAACAAGAAAUCAUCCGCAACUUACGAUGACAUUCAAGCGAGCGUCAAAAAGAAAGAUAAAUUCGACGAAAAAAGGAAGGGAAAAUCUGACGAUACCGCUAUAACGUUGAAGGAUAACGAUGUUGUAGACGAACAGGACAUGUUCGCCUCGUACGACGACGUCGAGAGUAUCAUUUGCAAUUCAAAAUCAAACAAGGUUCGGGCAGCGAAGAAAACGGAGGAAUUGACAAAGUCGCCGCAAAAGAGAUCCUUUUUGGACAGAGUGAGAAGUAAAAAAGAAUCUCCGAAGAAAAUUGAGAAAAAAACCAAGUGUAAACCUAUGGGCUCUCCGUCGCGACUGCCGCCGCUGCCACCGCCGCUGCCACCGCCGCCUUCGCAACCCUCGCCACCGUUGGCGAACGAUCACGAAUCGUCGACGUACUACGACGAUGUAUCUGGUCUGACGAACGUCGAGCAACAAACGAACCGUUUCGAAGAACAGCAAUCGGAGUAUACUUGUCCACCUCCGCCUAGGCCGAUCUACGCGAAACCGCCGAUGACGGAAAACGCAACCGACGCGGAUGAAUUUUACGACGACAUUGCGUAUCGCGAUAAAUCGUAUCAACAAACUACAAAAAAGCCGAGUCCUCUUCAUAGCCUCGCGGAUACCGAUCGGCCUGCUUUCUGCGAAAACGUGGAUCAUUCGCAGCGAACAUUCGAAGACGACGAGCAUUAUAAAACGCCACGGUCGGAUUCGCAUUAUCCCAAAUGUCACUCCGUUGAUCAUCAAACGAACGACUUGUACGACGACGUAGCUAUACUCGCUGAGUUCACAACAAGACAAAAGGAAAUUCUAAGUAGCAGAGAGAAGGAUAACGAAGGUACGACAAAGUCGCAAACCAGUCCGGAAAAGAAGCCGUGGAAUCGAUUUGUUGGCGGGAGGAGAUCGAAAACAAUCGACUCGUCGAUUGCCGAAGGGAAUGGCCGAGUUUCACAGGGGACGGAGGGCUCGUCGGACGAGCUUAACGAACAACACAAUUCCUUGCGAAUGAACACCUUCCAGAAAUUGAUUAGUAGAAUGGAAAAUUCUCUCGGCAAGGCAUCUUCCAGGACAACGUCUUCGAUAUUGUUAAAUAAAGCGAAUCUCACAAACAGUGGAUAA
Messenger RNA from Heterotrigona itama, 2577 nucleotides. Lineage: Eukaryota; Metazoa; Arthropoda; Insecta; Hymenoptera; Apidae. The record is from the annotation of a GenBank genome assembly.